AUUUGACAGACAGUGACAUUUGUCAAUAGUUGACUAAAUAAUUGUUCAACAAACAUUAUAAUUAUUAUUAAAUUAAAAUAAUAACAUUGAAUUGAAAAUAGAUGACUUAUUAUUUACUCUGAAAGGAAAACUGAACUAGUUUGAACAUCUCGCUAUAGAAGUUUGUGCCGUUCACAAUGGCUGAUGAUGAACAAGAUUCUAAAGAAUACCGGUGGGAGACAGGUUAUGAGAAGACUUGGGAGGCCAUUAAAGAAGAUGAGGACGGUUUGGUGGAAGGUCUGGUGGCAGAGUUUGCACAGAAAGCGGCUCGCAAGGCUGUGGUGGCCCGCCGCGGACCCGUGAGACUGGGCAUGAUGAGGCAUGUGCUAGUCGCUGUAGAUUGUUCCGAGGCUAUGAACUCUCAAGACUUGAAGCCAUCUAGAUUUCUAUGCACACUUAAGCUGCUUGAAAAAUUCAUUGAAGAGUAUUUUGAUCAGAAUCCUCUGAGUCAACUUGGUUUGGUACUGAUGAAAAACAAAAGAGCUGAGAAACUAACAGAGUUAUCUGGGAAUGUCAGAAAGCAUAUCAAGUCUUUACAAGGGUUGACAGACAUGGCAUUAAGCGGGGAGCCCUCACUACAAAACACUCUGGAGUUUGCCGGGCGAGUCCUCAAACCUCUACCUGGUCAUGCCUCCAGGGAACUGUUGGUGCUAUUUGCUUCACUCACUACUUGUGACCCUGGAGAUAUUACUACUACCAUUCAGUCCCUCAAAAUGGAAGGGAUUCGUUGUUCAGUUAUUGGUCUGGCAGCUGAAGUGAGGAUCUGUAAAAAGUUAUGUCAAGAUACUGGUGGAGAAUAUGGUGUGGUGUUAGACGAUGUUCACUACCGCUCACUGCUGCUAGACUACACAAGCCCGCCGCCCCGCGCCCGCGCACUGGACGCCGGCCUCGUGAAGAUGGGCUUCCCUCACUCCGCGCCGCCGGUCAACCAGACAGACCCGGGGACUAAUGCCGACCCACCUAUCACUGUGUGCAUGUGUCACUUAGAGGACGGCGAGGGUGUCGGCGGGGAGGGACACCUGUGUCCGCAGUGUCGCAGCAAGUACUGUUCCUUGCCGGCGCAGUGUCGGACUUGCGGUCUCACACUGGCCUCCGCACCGCAUUUAGCCAGGUCGUAUCAUCAUUUAUUCCCUGUGGAACCGUACGAAGAAUUGGCAAAUGAGGGACAGGCGCAAUACUGUUUUGCGUGUCUAAGAAACUUCACAGAUCUAGACAAACAGAUAUACCGUUGCACAAGAUGUCACGAGUGCUAUUGUUGGGAAUGCGAGAGUGUGGUGUCCACGACUCUGCAUGUUUGUCCCGGCUGUUCGUCCCGACCACAUCUGUACCAGAGACUACCAGAUGCGUCGUGAUAGAACCAUAGAGCUUCCUACCUUAAAAUAAGAACUCAUUUUCAAUCACCUAUUGAAAUAUUUUAUACCAGGAUUAAUCUGUCAUUUAUAUGAGUUAUAUGAACUGUGAUCAAUUAAACUGAUGUUAAGAAAAAAA
Messenger RNA from Helicoverpa armigera (cotton bollworm), 1527 nucleotides. It is a transcript of the gene Ssl1, whose product is annotated as general transcription factor IIH subunit 2. The record is from RefSeq and is a predicted model, not a curated record. Gene Ontology annotation, molecular function: zinc ion binding. NCBI's taxonomy places the organism in Eukaryota, Metazoa, Arthropoda, Insecta, Lepidoptera, Noctuidae. Gene Ontology annotation, biological process: regulation of transcription by RNA polymerase II; DNA-templated transcription; nucleotide-excision repair. The transcript is spliced from 9 exons. Bases 177 to 1391 code for a protein of 404 amino acids. Gene Ontology annotation, cellular component: transcription factor TFIIH core complex; transcription factor TFIIH holo complex.